CUUUUUUAUACUCCGGCUCGCAGAUAAACGAUGCGGCGGUAAAGGGAAAGGACUCAGAUAGUUUUGCAGUUCCCCGCAGCUCCACCAGUACCUUCGCCUUUUCGGGUCGGACGUUUCCACUUGCAACGCUCCCGCGAUAGUGAGCCCGCGCAGCGCAGGAUCCCCGGCGGCCAGAAUGGGCCGGAUUCGCAACUCGCCCGACCGCCGCACCGCGACGGCAGGGCCACGCUGCAGGCUGGAUCAGCAUCGGCGGCCCGUCGGUCCUCCGUGAACUGAUCGAGGUUCGACGGAGAGAGGCUGGCGCCAAGCCUCGGUUGCGGCCGAGGAAUGGGAGGCGAUAACGACCCGCGGUCGGGUCGGCUUGGUGAGCACGGAUGGACGUCCGUAAAAGUACUCGGUAAGGGGCAGUUUGGAAUCGCAUACCUGGUGCGCCCCGGCUACGCUGCGUUUCCUCGCCUCGGCUUCCGCACGUGCGGGCAGAACCCCGACCGGCGGUCGCUCGGCAUUCUGUGCUGCCAAAGUACGUCACGCGUUUUCAUCUCGUACGGAGUAACAACUCACACUGCAAGACGUGCAUGCACAGAGCCGCUGCGCCAGCCGCCCCCUUCUGCCUGCCCCGUGCGGGCGCCGAGGCAAGUCUCCACAGGAUAUCAGAGUAGGACAGAAUACGAGCCUGAAUAUCCGGAAGGACACCACAGGCGGCCAGCAUGCAGUUGCGAAAAUGGUACAGCAAACGAAGUAGAAGUUCCCUUGUCGUAUGCAAGAAACAUCAGUACUUGCUUUCUCCUUUAUGCGAUUGCGUGCUCGCUUGCCUCGGGACGUCGGUCGAAGCCAGCGCGAGUGUAGUCUUCGGUCCAACAAAAAUGCUGUUUGCUAAAUUUCACUUCGUCCAGGUGAGUCUCGACUUCUUGUCGGAGAAAGACAAUUUGCAGGCGGGGCAGGAGGUGAUGCUUCUGAAACAGUUGAACCACCCGAACAUUGUGGCUUACUACGACCACUAUCUCAGUGAAGAACCGGUGCGCGAGCUGGUGAUCCUGAUGGAAUACUGCGAAGGCGGGGAGCUCCGGCAGAAGAUCAAGGACGCUGUAUCCUACUCACUCUGGCCUCACGUCCGAUCCCCGUGCCGAUGUUGGAUCGGUCGCCCCCGGAAAGAAACAUCGCUGAGGAGACACAAGAUAACUUUGGUAGGGCAAAGAUGCAAGAACUGGCGACGUCAAGCGAGGCAGCAGUCGCGCGAUUGUCGAAUUGUUUUGCAUGGUAUUUCGAACAUUCCGCAUCGUUUUCCAGAGCAUCACUGCAAUCAUGCAGCGGGGGUCGCUCGUGAGAAGUGCUUUUUUGGGUUCCACACUGAAGCAAAGAAAAGGCGCAGUUCAAGGAGGCCCAGAUAAUGCGUUGGUUUUGCCAGGCUUUGUCGGCGCUCAGCUACGUGCACAAAAUGCACAUUUUGCACCGCGAUUUGAAGAGCAGCAACAUAUUUCUUCGCGGCCAGCACGGUAUCCUUCGAUGAAACAUUUUCCUUUGUCGCACACUGCAUGACCACAGCAGGCUUUGUUAUUGCAUAAAGCGCAACAUCAUAAGUAAUUCCUCAGUCACUUACUCGUUGAAAGAAAAACCUGUGUCCGUUUUUCUCGUCCCCGCGGGAGCUGCAGCAGCAGCUGCACAAUCGAAAUUUGUUUCCUUGUGACACGUUAUCGGGACUGCGCUAUUGGGGACUUCGGGAUUUCCCGAGUGCUGGAAGGCACCAUCGACGCCGCGGCCACGGUGGUCGGGACGCCCUACUACAUGUCUCCCGAGGUCUGCCGCUCCGAGCCGUAUUCGUACAAGUCGGACAUUUGGAGCUUGGGGUGCGUCCUGUACGAGAUGUGCAUGCUGAAGCACGCGUUCGAGUCCGAAAACCUGCUCGGGUUGGUGUACAAGAUUGUAUCGGACAGGUACGACCCGAUUCCCGGGCAGUACACGCAGGACUUGUCCUCCCUCAUCGCCCGGAUGCUGGACAAGAGCGCCCACUCGCGCCCGAAGGGGGAGGACGUGCUGCAGCUCGCCUACGUGAAGAAGCACAUGGCACACAUCGUCGCGGAGCAAGGCGGCGACUCGGCCGGCGGCAAGUACCGACGCAACCAGAUCAACUCGGACCUCUUCACCAGCGCGGAUUCCGGGGGUGGGCCGAGUAGUCGCGAGCAGCCGGGGCGGCGGUCCGACCAGUACCAGAAGCGGGUUGCGCCGUCCCUCGGGCCGGGGGCACAGAAAAAGCGGAAGCCCACACCUUUGAGCUUCGACGCCAAGGACGGCCCCCCUGUGGCAGGAAGUAUAUACUAGAACUCGUGCCUACACAUCUGAAUGUUUUUGCGUCCACAAGUAUGAUGCAGUCUCAGUUGGUGACACGUGUUCUUGUAUGCCCCCACUUCAGGAGCAGGGUCUAAAAUCUUACUCAGUUUUUUACACGCGUUGGGAUUGGUACUACACAUGUGUUUUCCUAUAGGCAGGAGAAGCGGUAGCUCGAGCUCCCUACUCGAGCUUUGCUAUGGGGCUAUAGCCAAGUGAAAAAACUCGACUCAGGUGCGCGAACCGAACAAGGCAGCGCGCGACCCGCCGCACAGGAAGAGACGCCGUCGAAAGUGCCACACUCGAGUCCGGACACGUCGCCAGUACACGACACCGCGGACGCGGAAACAAAGAUGAUCAUUCACCUGAUGAUGUCCCGCGUCCGGCACCAAGUAGUACAGCAGAAGCUCAACUGGAUGCACGUGUUCUCGAUGUUUGACCGUCGGAGCGAGGGACUGCUGAACGAGGCGGAUUUCUCAAGGGCGAUGACCGCGAUGCACCUGGGACUGUCACACGGAGAAAUAAAGGAUCUCUUUCUGGCCUUGAUGAUGCAGCAAGCCGCAACGAACUCCGGAAAUUUAUCGCCGGGAGGGGAGGGGAGGUGGUCGGGAGUUCUCGUCAAUCACAGGCAAGAAAAACUUUGCAGGCAUAACGACCAAAUAGAAGGUCAGUAUCUGUUGGAUCAUAGAACGUUGCUUGUCGGGAGCAAGUAAAGCAAGGUCGUGUAGUGCGGCAUUCUAAAAACAUAGAGAUCAAUAUGUGAUUUGCGGCGUCGGCCUGCGGCAAAAACAAAAUGUUUGUUUUCUAGCUGGAAAAGAACCUCCAGACACCCUCCCCAGAUUUUCCUUGUCACACCAAGAGGUGGUCCAGGUGAGCGCUUUCGCGCGGGCGCUGAACAGUAUCCCGCUCCAGGUGACGCAGAUCGAGGAGUGGGCCGCGUCGCAGCUGCUACAGGUUGCCAAAACCGUGAACACCAGUCCAAACCUGGUCGUCAAAGGCGCCAAGGUGCGGAUCCAGAACCUGCGCAACUCGCCCCAGCUGAACGGGCUCGAGGGGAUCGCCACCAACUGGGACCCCACUGCGUGCCGGUGGAUUAUCCGCAUAGAAACCACCCAGGAGCUGAAGGCCAUCAAAGACGCAAACCUGACCGUGGUGGACCACGCGGCCAACCCCGUCGCGGAGGGGCUAAACGCCUCCAGCCCGUCGGCGGCGCUGUACCAAAAGAUCUGCGGCAGCGACCCCAGCGGCGUCGUUGCGGAAAAAGCCUUUCUCGACUGCAUCUCCGAUGUCGUCACCACCGACCGGGAGCGGCGACGUAUGCUGGCACUUGCGCCCAAAAACGUGGAGGGCUACGUGGACGUCCGAGCGCUGCUCGCCGAGGACCGCUUUGUGCGCCUGUCCGGCGGGAAGUCCUUUCUGGACCGCGACCGUGGCCCCCCGCCGGAGGGCUUCGAGGGGUAAGAUUUUUGAACUGUUUGCAGCACUCGGUGUGGCUACAGGUCGCGGUGUAAUGUAUUUGUGUCGUGCGAUAUGCACAUGGUAGUUGGGUGCAAUGAUCAUGAUCAUGUAUAAUUUUUACGAAAACUGAAAUGUUAGAUCUCCGCGGCCACCGGUGGGAGCUACCAGAGCCGGCGCCACGCCGUCGACAACAGCCGGAACGUCAAGUAUGCCAUCGAAUACCGCGGCCAUGCCUGGAGCACUUGGCCCGGGACCCGGUUUUCACCCUUCGUCACCCACUACCAAAGCGAAAUUUUUAGUACAAUCGAACCGCUGGCGCCUACAAAGAUUAAUAAGUGGCGAAAAUAUAGGCAGAAAAAAGAUGUUCACUACUUUCAUGAAUAAGUUCGUGCAUUUUUGUGACUCAGAUAGACAAACGGCCGUGUCGUCGAUUGUUCGACUCCAGCGUUCAAAACAAUUUAACUUCCAUGCACAGCCGACCAGCGGAUCCAUCAUCAAGGAAAAGCUCAUCACUCGGGUAAACGAAAAUCUAUGACUUUGGCAGGCAUCUUAAUUUACGUUCCUUGUGGAACAACUCGUUGUCUCGACAGAAAACAAACCGCUUACCUUCCAUUGUUGAUGCACUGUAUCAAUCAAUCUACUCCAACUUCCAGCACUCCCGCGAGCGUGACAGCCCCACCGCCGAUGAACGUUCCACCCGGCAUGCCCCCACCGACCCCGGGCAGCUACCAGCGCACGCAAAGCGCCGAGCGCCAACCCGGGGAACGGUCCGAGGCUAGUGUGAUCAUACUGUGGCGGCUCGCGCAGCGACUGAACAACACGCGAACUUCACUCCGCGUGAUAUUGUCGCUUUUCCACUCCGGCGGAAGGGGGUCGGGCGACCCGAACGCGAACAAGCUUCAACUCGAGGACUUCCUCGAAGCGGUGUCUACCUGUCCGCUCGGAGUGUCCCGCGUGGAAGCCCACCGCGUCUUCCAGAGUCUCAGUCCGGGCGGGUCCAGCAGCAGCAGCAGCGGUGGCGACUUGAAGCCCAUAUCGCUGGACCGCUUCGAAAAGGCCAUCGCAAGCACGGCCGAGCGGUACGGAACCUCGCCGCCCAGCUGCCCCGACGACUUCGACCGCAUCCACUUCAACGCCCUAGCAACCGAAUGCCAGAAGCUGGACCCGGAAUCCUCCGGGUACGAUAAUUCUAGUGUUGUUGAGUUCUGUACGCAGUUUUAUUUCUUGACUUCAACGUUAAAACAACUUUUGGACGGGCAAAAAAUAUGAAAAAGUGCACGUUUUCAAAACUGUAGGUUUCUGCCGCCGCAAACGUUUCGCAUGAUUUUGAUGCAGACGGAGCCUUAUCUCACCGGGCUAGAGCUGGACUGGAUCGUGAGCGCAACGGAUAAGGUAUCCUGUGCAAAAGUAUCGUAGUCGUACUAAUUGCAAAUAUGCAUGACGAAUCUCCUUCCUAAGGUAAAACAGCAUUACAAAUUCCACUUUUCUUCUUGCCAACAUUUGUGAUGCAAUUUAUACUAGUACGAUACUUUUGCAAUGCAUAUAAGGACGGUGACGGCAACUUGGAGUACGCUACUUUCCUCUGGCGAAAAACACCAGGACAGCCCUACCGACCAAGGUAUCCCAGAGAAAAAAGCUGGCAGGGCAUAUUUGUAAUGCAGAAAUAAAUACACAGAAAAAAUUGCCAUGGGUGGCCCCAUAGCAUGCUGUUUCGGAUAUGCAAUGCAGAUUUUUUUGUUGUCAAUUUCACUUGUUAAAUUUUGGUUAAUUUCUUAGUCGGCGAGAUCGAUCGUGGUAAGGCAAACGCCGCCACGAAAAACCCCCGCAGAAAAAUAGCGGGCGGAACUUCUGAGAAUACUCAGAAGAUAAGAGGCUCCGCCGCUCGAUGAGCGGUGGCCACUUUGCUCGACCACGCCCACCCGCCCUUGUCUCGCCUGGACAUAGGAAGUGCGACAAAAUAGAUCGAUGCGCCGAGCGCGCAGUGCUUGCUUGGCUGGCUGCUUUCCCACACACGGGCGCCAGUGUCGCUGCGCUCGCAAUGCGGUUGGUGACCGCCUCACCUCAGCCCCUUGUGUGGUGCUGGUUGCGGCCCUCCUGCAGGAAGUAUAUGAAUAUCAGCAUCCGCUCCUCGCGGACCUCACUCACACGUGCGCGCAGCGUCCGGUCCUCGCGGACCUUGCCCACACGUGCGUGCAAAGGUUUGCACGAAAUCGAUGACAUGGGGGUAGCCUGCUGCGGCAGCUGCUUGCCCAUGAUCUUCCCUGCAGGGGGCCCGCGGCUGGCGCCGUCACGUCCCCAUGUGCAUACUGGCUCGAGGUGUCGCGGACACCAACUACAUAACAAAAAAGGCGGCUAGCUGUUGCUAGUGUUUCGCCCUCGCCCACCACUUUAUCGAGACUCGCCGUGAAGGAAAUUAGUGUCAAUUUCACUUGUUCAAUUUUGGUUAAUUUCUUAGUCGGCGAGAUCGAUCGUGGUAAGGCAAACGCCGCCACGAAAAACCCCCGCAGAAAAAUAGCGGGCGGAACUUCUGAGAAUACUCAGAAGAUAAGAGGCUCCGCCGCUCGAUGAGCGGUGGCCACUUUGCUCGACCACGCCCACCCGCCCUUGUCUCGCCUGGACAUAGGAAGUGCGACAAAAUAGAUCGAUGCGCCGAGCGCGCAGUGCUUGCUUGGCUGGCUGCUUUCCCACACACGGGCGCCAGUGUCGCUGCGCUCGCAAUGCGGUUGGUGACCGCCUCACCUCAGCCCCUUGUGUGGUGCUGGUUGCGGCCCUCCUGCAGGAAGUAUAUGAAUAUCAGCAUCCGCUCCUCGCGGACCUCACUCACACGUGCGCGCAGCGUCCGGUCCUCGCGGACCUUGCCCACACGUGCGUGCAAAGGUUUGCACGAAAUCGAUGACAUGGGGGUAGCCUGCUGCGGCAGCUGCUUGCCCAUGAUCUUCCCUGCAGGGGGCCCGCGGCUGGCGCCGUCACGUCCCCAUGUGCAUACUGGCUCGAGGUGUCGCGGACACCAACUACAUAACAAAAAAGGCGGCUAGCUGUUGCUAGUGUUUCGCCCUCGCCCACCACUUUAUCGAGACUCGCCGUGAAGGAAAUUAAGUAUUUAUUUUUGCAUUACAAAUAUGCCCUGCCCGCUUUUUUCUGUGUGAUACAAGGUACGUAAUUCCGAGAACGCCUGCAGAGCACUGUUUGUAGUAGCCACAGCCUUCGUCAGGCAGUCCGCUCUGCAUGUCCUAACAAUUGUUUUGCUUGAAGACUUAUUUCGCAAAGCGACGUGCGGACAAAAGAAUUCGCAGAAGUUUUCAUCUGGUUGUUCCCCGAUUACUCUAUAGGUGGACGGCCCCGAGCUCGAUCGUGCAGCAGUGCAAGGCGGUAACGCGUGUGGCGCCCAGUUUGCCAGUGGACUACGUGCAGAAGGUUUUACUCGCCCGGUUGCACCGGACCAUCGAGGAAAAGCUGGUGCCCGGCAUGAACAAGUCCUGCAUCGCGUUUUUGCUGGAUGUGUUGUCCCUGUUCGCGGACGGGGACCGGUAUCUGCAGGAGCAGCGGUUCUCCUUCACGUUGGGCCUGCUGCUCGGCUACCUGCCCUUCGGGCUGUCCAAGGACGAGGCGGCCUUCAUCGUGGAGCACGCCAAGGGGGCGGGGAUCAGCUCGAGCCUGGCCGCCAGCAGUGCGGGGAGCGUGCUGCUGGAACUGACCACCUGGGCCAAGUCGAAGCUCGGGCCGAACAUGGGGAGCCUGCGGAAAGCGCUCACGGAGCAGUACAUGUUCACGCAGGACGAGUGGUUCAUGCACGAGGAGCUGUCCAAUUGCUUCACGCUCACGGACAACAGUUUCAAUGACUUGGAUUUGGACCGAUUUCUCAUGCUCGUCGAGAAGAACUUUGCGGGCAAGCUGAACGCGGUGGACUUCUGGCAGAAGGUAAAUCCGGGGGAGCGUUCGUUUCUGUCCGCCAAAACGCAGCAGACCAUGAAGAAGAGCGAGACCAAGUCCUGGGUGCAGAUGAAAAAGGAAGAAGCCGGGGAAGUGGGCGAGAAGAGCAACCGGAAGGGCUUUCCGUGCUGCCCCUGCCUGCGCAGCGCCGGCGGGGGAGAAGGCGGUAGCGGGGCGGGGGCUACGGCCGGAGGAUCCGACGGUAAUCGUUCGUGAUUUUUUUGAGCUACAAGUACGGGCAACCUGUUCUCUGUAAAAUUUGACCGUAGUAAGUGGUAAAAGUUUAGAUCUGGAUCCAAGUUUUUUAUUCAGCGCUACCAAGUCGACGUUUCUUGUACAGAAUCAACCAAAUUCUUCAAAAAGCUCAGAUGCAGCAGCAGUUUCCAAAUUCUUUCUUUCUAACAGCAAAACAGCAGCAGAAUCAAGAAGUCUCAAAACCUGUUUUGGAAUUACAUGACUCAAGCAAGCAUGCACAGGCCUUGAUAAACAGUAGAUUUGACGAAGCGAAAUAAUGCUCAAGGAGCACCGCCGGAAGUUCGCGCUUUCGCGACUACAGCUCGGAAACAGAGCUGCACCCAACGCUCG
Amoebophrya sp. A120 is the source of this 8295-nucleotide messenger RNA. NCBI's taxonomy places the organism in Eukaryota, Dinophyceae, Syndiniales, Amoebophryaceae. The record is from the annotation of a GenBank genome assembly.